CUGGUUCGCCAGUAAAAUUAUGACCGCAGACUGAAAAAAAUGGCGGCAUCAUCUCAUCUCUUCUUCGCACUCCCUUCGACGCGUCUCCAUACACCUUCUCCAGCUACAUCUAACCGGAACCGAGUUCGUGUUCUUGCGAAAUCAUGCCCGGAGAAUCAGAGCCUCGAUUCGCACGAUUCAGAUUCUUCCUCGGAGACUGCCAGCAAAACUCAGGGGGAUCAGAAACCGGUGUCACGGAGACAGUGGAUGACGGCAUGUGUGUGCGGAUCCGCAGCUUUAAUUAGCAAUGCUUAUACCUUUGUCUCUGUGGAAAAGGCAGCCGCUUUAGACAAGAAACCAGGAGGUUCAUGCCGUAACUGUCAGGGCAGUGGUGCUGUUCUUUGUGAUAUGUGUGGUGGUACAGGAAAAUGGAAAGCUCUCAACCGAAAACGUGCCAAAGAUGUAUAUGAGUUUACGGAAUGUCCAAAUUGUUACGGUCGAGGUAAGCUUGUGUGUCCGGUCUGUUUGGGUACAGGUUUACCAAACAACAAAGGCCUUCUUAGAAGGCCUGGUGCUCGUGAGCUACUCGAAAAGAUGUACAAUGGUCGGCUUCUUCCCGAUUCAUGAGCCAGAUCCUUACUGCAAAUCUGCUUUCAAACGCAGAGCCAAUAGAUAUGAUUAUAGAAGCGGAAGAAAACUUGCACAUUGAGGACGCAUGGAAAGUAUAGAAGAAUGUGAAGAAUUCAACAUGUUUUUUGUAAGCGUUACUAGGUCUAUGUUGUAAAUUCUAUAAACCUAAGCUUUCCUUCUUCCGCAGACCCUAAUCACCAACAUGAACCAUAAACGAGUCCCCAAGCUGUAUCCUUAACUAUGAGCCGCAGAUGCCUUUGCAGAAAAAUGUGACAACCCACAGUUAUAGACA
This is a messenger RNA of Capsella rubella, 901 nucleotides long. Its product is annotated as protein PHOTOSYSTEM I ASSEMBLY 2, chloroplastic. The coding region runs from base 40 to 606 and encodes 188 amino acids. The transcript is spliced from 5 exons. The record is from RefSeq and is a predicted model, not a curated record. Lineage: Eukaryota; Viridiplantae; Streptophyta; Magnoliopsida; Brassicales; Brassicaceae.